UUUUUCCUUCUUCAGAGAAAAAAAGAACAGAAGAAGAAAAGUCUUCAGCUUUUGUCUUUUUAGCGCUUCUUUCUUGAUAUCUUAACAAUAACUAUGACUCACAGAGGAAGUACUUCAGGCAUGGGUUCUAAUCAAGGACCUGGCUUCGUUGGAAUCAAGUUUUGCCAAGAAUGUAAUAACAUGUUGUACCCAAAAGAAGACAAAGAAAAUAAAAUAUUGCUUUACGCUUGCCGUAACUGUGACUACCAACAGGAAUCAGAUAACACUUGUAUUUACGUCAACAAGAUUACCCAUGAAGUCAAUGAAAUGACACAAAUAGUUGGAGAUGUCGUAGCUGAUCCAACUCUCCCAAGAACAGAUGAUCACGAAUGCAAACAGUGUGGCAACAGAGAGUCAGUAUUUUUUCAGUCACAGUCAAUAAAAGCAGAUCAAAUGAUCCUGUACUAUGUCUGUACUUCACCAGAUUGUGGUUUUAAAUGGACUGACUAAAAAUUCCAAAAACUGCUCAAAACAGAAAUUGUUUUUAUAGUUGUGCUACCAGCCUCUUCUAAACCAUUCCUGGCAUCAGUACUACAUAAUGCCUUUCCUUUACUUCAGUAAAAUCAUUCAUCUCAUGGUUUAACCCAAAGAACAUUUCCAGUCACAUAUUAACAAAAUCUCCAUCUUCAUUGAACAGAAUAUUUUUUGAUAAUAUAUUUAGCUUUUGAUUUUAAUUUUCAUUACCUCAAAAUUGGAAUGUUUGUAAUGAACAGAAAGACA
Messenger RNA from Actinia tenebrosa (Australian red waratah sea anemone), 759 nucleotides. Its product is annotated as DNA-directed RNA polymerase II subunit RPB9. The record is from RefSeq and is a predicted model, not a curated record. Lineage: Eukaryota; Metazoa; Cnidaria; Anthozoa; Actiniaria; Actiniidae. Gene Ontology annotation, cellular component: RNA polymerase II, core complex. Gene Ontology annotation, molecular function: zinc ion binding; nucleic acid binding; DNA-directed RNA polymerase activity. Gene Ontology annotation, biological process: maintenance of transcriptional fidelity during transcription elongation by RNA polymerase II; DNA-templated transcription; transcription-coupled nucleotide-excision repair.